This is a messenger RNA of Megalobrama amblycephala (Wuchang bream), 1146 nucleotides long. RefSeq names its product T-cell surface glycoprotein CD3 epsilon chain-like. The coding region runs from base 16 to 666 and encodes 216 amino acids. NCBI's taxonomy places the organism in Eukaryota, Metazoa, Chordata, Actinopteri, Cypriniformes, Xenocyprididae. The record is from RefSeq and is a predicted model, not a curated record. The transcript has 5 exons. Gene Ontology annotation, molecular function: transmembrane signaling receptor activity. Gene Ontology annotation, cellular component: external side of plasma membrane; alpha-beta T cell receptor complex. Gene Ontology annotation, biological process: cell surface receptor signaling pathway; positive thymic T cell selection.
GGAGCAGUUGAGCAGAUGAAAGCGAGCAGAAGGAGAACGAGGGCGUUUGAGGUUUCCUCUUCCUGUAGAAGAAGCACAGAGACGCUGAGAGAUCAGAACAGCAUUCGACAUCAGGACAGUAAACCAUCCGCAGCGAUGAUUCUCACGGGCUUCGUGUUUCUGACGCUCACGGCGGCUCUGAGUCCAGCUGAGGGUCAAGAAAUCAAAGAGAUCACAGCAAAUAGUGUCAUUCUGACCUGCUCUGGAAGUGAAACUGUGGCAAAGUGGUAUAAAAAAAAUGAAAUAAAUCCCAUAAGCACAAGUGUCACCUAUGAAGUUACAACGAAUACUGGAGUAGUUGAAGGAGAGUUCAGCUGUGAAUACAAAGAUACAGACCAUGGUCCAGAGAAAGAUGUCAAACACUUGUUCUUCCUCAAUGUAAAAGUGUGUGAGAACUGCUACGAGUUGACCGGGUUCUUGGCGGCGGGCGCCAUAAUCGGUGACUUACUGGUUACAGGAGCAGUUAUUCUCAUCGUCUACAUGUGUGUGUCGAAAAACACGGACAGCACACAGCAGAAAGCAUCAAAAUUACGAACAGCAGGCGCUCCUCCACCUCCAAACCCAGACUAUGAGAGACUGAAUCAUAACACGCGCAGCACUGAUUUGUACGCAGGCCUUCACAAAUAGACGCUUCAGAUGCGUGUACAAGAGAUUUACUGUAAAACAGUUUCCGAAUUAAACUCUGAUGAAUCAUAGUGUUUCUUAAACAGCCCCAUUUGUUCCACAGUAUAUAUUAUUGAUUAUUGACAUUCAUGUGAGAGUCAGAUCGAGACUCACUGAUCAGUGUUUGUGAUGUUUAUAUACGGUUCGUGAGAGUAACUCUGCGUUUGGAAACUUCUGCUCAUGAAACAUCGGAAACUCAUGAUGGAAACAUCAGCAUGUGAAAUACUGUAACUAAACACGUCUGUCUCUGUGCUUUGUUGUUUUUAAGAUUGUGUGAUUUCUUGUAUGUUGGUAAUCUUGUUUUCAUGUUUUUACAAGAACGAUUCAUUCUAGAUUUUAUCUUAUGCAAACUUAUUUAAAUCUGAAUGAACCGAGUCAAGGAUUGAAUGAUGCAACUGCUGUACUGGGAAAAUACAAGUGAAAAAUAAAGUUGAUUUUGUGUAA